UUGUACUGGUGCUCUGCAGGCUGAGGGUCAGUGUGCAGUGGAGAGAGACUGGAUAGUCUUCUGUUCUACAAGGGUGCCAGUGCUGUUUUGGAGCUUCAGAGACAUGACUGAAGUGGAGAGGCUCAUCCUCAUUGGCUGCUUGCUGCAAGGAGCCCUGGGCAGAGAGUGGGCAGUCUGGAUGCCUCAGAGUAUAGAAGCUCUGAGUGGAUCCUGUGUGCUGAUUCCUUGCAGAUUUAAGAUCCCAUCUCCAAAAAACAAAUACCUAGCAGAGGCUAGAGGACAAUGGAAAAUAGGUGGAAAUAAUGGCAGAGUAGUCUUUGAUUCCAAUAAAGCUGAGAAGCAGCCCAAACAGAAUGAAAUUAAAGGAACAUUCAUCGGAAAACUGACGAUGAACAACUGCACCACAAUUCUGGACCAGUUCCCUUCGUCUCCUACUUACAGAAAUAAAUAUUUCUUCAGAUUGGAAUCUCAGCGUCCUAUCAAGUUUAAUUUUCCUACAGGGAUCCAAAUUAACGCACAAGUCUCUCCACCCAAACCCAAGUUAACCCCAGAGAAGGUGGAGGUGAUGGAGGGGACCUCUGUGAGUUUGAGCUGCUCUGCUGCAGCCCCCUGUCCCAAACUCCCCCCAAAUCUGACAUGGACCCCCACGCUGAGUGACAGUGUGGAUCAACUGCAAGAGAAUGAGGAUAAUACCACAUUUGUGUCUUCUGUUCUGACCUUCACUGCUUCCCACCUCCACCAUGGGCAGAAGAUCACCUGCAGGGCACUUUACACACUGCAACAAGGAGGCAAUCUGACAUCUGAGGCCAGUCUGACUCUCAGAGUUCUAUACAUGCCUCAGAUCUCUGGCUCUGGGAGCUGCAGCAGAACUGCAGCAGAGAUCAGCUGCUCCUGUGAGAGCCGUGGGAAUCCCUCUCCCAGCAUGGAGUGGCGUGUGUCUGGACUGCGGGUCACUAACUCUACUGACAGAGUCAUCAGGGAGGAGCAGCUGGGGAACACAGGCCUGAGGAGCUCCCUCACCAUGCGCCACUCACAGGGAGACACGGCCACUCUCCUCUGCCUCAGUACCAACGCUCUCGGCACCUCCAGCCUCCAGCUCCACGCCCCGUCUCCAGACUCAGGUUUCAACAUUACCGCACUGCUGAUUAGUGCUGCUGCUGUAGUUGGCGCCAUUGUGACUAUAUUCCUCAUCAUGAAGACCAUUCAAAAGCAGGGGUGGGCAAUUCCAUUCCUGCAGGGCUGGAAAAAGAGAGACAGUGAGUCUACUGAAACUAGAAGGAAGGACACCGUAGGGAGUCCUUCCCCAGCAGAAGAAGACCCAGUCUACCCCAACCACGCCAUGGCAACCACCCAACCCAGGGACCUACAGCUGGGAGGGACAGACCCACAGCCCCUGGCAGAGGACCGAAACAAGGCAGAGCUGGAAUCCAUGCAUUACUCCUCGAUAAAGCACUCCCCCCGCUCCGUGGAGACACAGGGCCAGGAUGCCCGUGAAGGAGCCGCAGGUCACGGUGACGAUGUGGUCUAUUCACAGGUGGCCCUGAAGAAAAUAAUGGAGGUCAACCCAGAACUUUGUCUUUAAAAAUAAGGACGCGCAACCUUAACGAUUUUACUCUUCUGUAGAUAAAGAAUGAAGAAUCAAUUCAUUAACUUCAGACUUUGGACAAUGCAGCAACAGCCAAAUUAGUUUUUUUAUUUUUAUUUUUAAAGGAACACUUGCAUUUCAACUGAGAUUGAAUCCAGGGAUCAUCCUUGGCUCAGACUAUGUCGAAACUUUUGUGGUUAGCAUAACUGUGUAGCAUUUGCAUGUAGCCAUGUUGCGUAUACCCUCACUGGAAUGGACAUUUUUGCCAGAUCUAGCACUUCAUAUUGUUAUUUUCUCUCACAUACCAAGACACUCUGCAUAGGGCUGUCAGCCAAAUGAAUGCAACAUAUUGUGCUCUAUUAAAACUAUUUCACUUUGAA
Messenger RNA from Conger conger (European conger), 1965 nucleotides. Its product is annotated as myelin-associated glycoprotein-like. Lineage: Eukaryota; Metazoa; Chordata; Actinopteri; Anguilliformes; Congridae. The record is from RefSeq and is a predicted model, not a curated record. The transcript has 8 exons. The coding region runs from base 104 to 1582 and encodes 492 amino acids.